Messenger RNA from Acromyrmex echinatior (Panamanian leafcutter ant), 3472 nucleotides. It is a transcript of the gene Nep2, whose product is annotated as M13 family metallopeptidase neprilysin 2. The record is from RefSeq and is a predicted model, not a curated record. NCBI's taxonomy places the organism in Eukaryota, Metazoa, Arthropoda, Insecta, Hymenoptera, Formicidae. Gene Ontology annotation, cellular component: plasma membrane. Gene Ontology annotation, molecular function: metalloendopeptidase activity. Gene Ontology annotation, biological process: protein processing.
UCCAAACAGAUUGGUAUCUGAAUCUCGGAGGAAGGCAACAACUUCCCUUUACGGUCUCCUUCUCUCUUUAAUUUCCUCCGGAAAGGAUCGUCGAAUAGAUAACGGAAAAACGUGAGAAGAACGAGAAAAACAUAGCGGCCACGAGAAGUUUCCGGUUGAUAUCCCGGAAACGACCGUGGGUCUCUCGGCUGAAGUAAAAGCCGGGACGAAAGAAAAGGACACAAGACGGAAGAGUGUGUGGUUAUGUGCUAGUGAGACUCAGGCAAAAAGACAUACCCAAGUAUAGAAAACACUAAUCUAGUCACGAUGACCAACAGCAUGAAGCAAACGGUUAUCAAAAACCCGACAUGGUGGAAGAGGCGGUCCGGUUUGGAACGCGGAUUAACGGUGAUAGCGGUUUCCGGGUUCCUCUUGUGCAUCGCUUUGGCGGUCGCCAUCGGAAUUUUGGCGGCCAACACGACAUGCAACAUCAAGUCUGAUACUGUUAACGUAGAGAUGCUACCAUCCACAGCCCAGGCGUUAAACGGUUUGGAUAUACCGAAGAACAUAACACUGGCGAAAUGCAAUGAUGUCUGUUUAACAUCUGAAUGCAUUCACACAGCCUCUAAUGUAAUAAAAAAUAUGGAUCCUAAUGUGGAGCCCUGUGAUGACUUUUACAAAUUCGCCUGCGGUGGAUUCCUAGAAUCCACAAUUAUCCCCGACGAUAAAACUAGCGUGACUGCGUUCUCUACUAUCGUUGAUGAUCUCGAGGAACAAUUGCGACUCAGUAUCGAAGAAGAAAGUCCUCCAAACGAACUGAGAUCGUUUAGGCUUGCCAAAGACUUCUACAAGGCCUGCAUGAACAAAACCGCUAUCGAGGCGAGAGGUUUGACACCAUUACUGAACAAUCUAAAAAAUCUCGGUGGCUGGCCCGUUCUGGAAGGUGAGAGAUGGAAAGUCGGCGACUUCACUUGGAAAGAUUCUGUCUACAAAUUCCGGAGACUGGGCUAUUCAGUUGAUUACUUCAUCGAUUUCGGCGUCAGUGUCGACUUGAAGAACAACUCUAGGCGUUUGAUCGACCUCGAUCAAGCAGCGCUCGGACUUUCGCGCGAAUAUCUGUCGAAAGGUUUCAAUGAGAAAAUCGUCCAGGCAUAUUACAAAUACAUGGUAGACAUUGCUAUAAUUCUUGGAGCCAAUCCUGACCAAGCCCGCACAGAAUUAAAAGAAUCACUUGAAUUUGAAAUCAAGCUCGCAAAUAUCUCUCUGCCCAAUGAAAAACGACGCAACGUGACCCUCCUCUACAAUCCUAUGACUGUGAAUGAGCUGUCCCUAGCCUACCCUAGUAUACCGUGGUGGGAAUACUUUAAUACCAUCCUGUCACCGCAAGCACAACUAACUCAGGACGAGAUAGUUAUUGUGAAUGUGCCUAGCUAUCUAAAGGCUUUCGAAAAACUAAUCAGCAUCACGCCGAAGAGAGUGCAGGCAAACUAUGCACUUUGGAGAGCAACUGCUGCGUCGAUCAGCUAUCUAACGGAUGACAUCCGUAAGAGACAACUGAAAUAUACAGUGGAGUUAAAUGGCAAAACAGAGAGAGAACCCAGAUGGAAAGAAUGCGUUGAUAUUGUUUCUGGCAGCAUGGCAAUUAGCGUCGGCUCGAUGUACGUAAGAAAGUAUUUUAAGGAAGAUGCGAAAAAAACUGCGCUCGAAAUGGUCGAUGAUAUCAGGCAGGAAUUCACAAAGAUCCUGAAGAAGGUGGAGUGGAUGGAUGAAAAGACCAGAAAAAAUGCUUUAGAAAAAGCAGCCGAUAUGACUUCACAUAUUGCCUAUCCAAAUGAAUUGUUGGACGAUAGGAAACUUGAAGAAUUUUAUCAGGGACUUGAAUUAAGUGCUGAUGAUUAUGUGGGAAGCAUUUUUAACUUAUCUAUCUUUGGGACGAAUUUUUCAUUUGGCAGGCUGAGAAAGCCAGUGAAUAAGACAGAAUGGAUAAGUCAUGGAAGGCCAGCUGUCGUCAAUGCGUUUUACUCGUCGAUUGAGAACAGUAUUCAAUUCCCUGCGGGUAUUUUGCAAGGCAUAUUUUUCAACAAUGAUCGGCCACAUUACAUGAACUAUGGUGGCAUCGGCUUUGUUAUUGGCCAUGAGAUUACCCACGGCUUUGACGAUCAAGGUAGACAAUUUAAUAAGGAAGGUAAUCUCGUUGACUGGUGGGAGCCAGAGACGAAGAAGCGUUAUCUCAAGAGAGCUGAAUGUAUAAUUUAUCAGUAUGGAAAUUAUUCCGUGAAAGAAGUUGGAUUGAACCUAAAUGGGAUAAACACACAAGGUGAGAAUAUCGCGGAUAAUGGUGGCAUAAAGGAGGCCUAUUAUGCAUACAAAGAAUGGGUCAAACGAAACAAGCCGGAGAAGAGAUUACCGGGUCUGCCGUACAGCCCAGAACAAUUGUUCUGGAUAAGUGCAGCUAAUUCUUGGUGCAGCAAGUAUCGACCGGAAGCACUGAAGCUGCGAAUUACGACGGGCUUCCACAGCCCAGGCGAAUUCCGCGUUCGAGGACCGUUGUCGAACAUGGAGGAGUUCUCGCACGAUUUUAAUUGCCCGAUUGGCUCCAGAAUGAACCCCGAGAAGAAAUGUACCGUGUGGUAGAUCUCAGGUGUCGGAAAAAUAUGUGUGAACGACACCGGCUGACUUCGUUUUUAACCUUAGAAGUUACAAUUCUGCAUGCUUGAUGCUUCGUUGAACCAAUUGUAUUGAACCAAUUAUAUUCUUAGCGGCUCAGUAUUAGAGACGUGUUCAAAUGCAUGACAUUUUUGCAUUUUAAAAAAGAGGAUAGCAUUUAAUUUCAGAUACUAAGCUGCUUUAUCAUAUUUAUAAAAUUAAUUAUUUAUUUGAAAUAAUAAUUUAUUUUUUUUAUAUAUUUCUGCAAUUUCCAAGCAUUUAUAUUGUCGCUUCUGAGGUUAAUAAAUCCAAUGGAGUCGUCGAUCUCAUGCCAACAGUAUAUGGAGGUAGCCCUUGUUCCCCUCUUACAGUAUCCUGCCAUAGCGACAUUGCCGCAGCAGAGAAUAUUUUAUCAGUGAACGCUACUCGAAAGCAAGAACUGAAAUUUCGCAUAAUACAGAGUAUGCAAAAAGAAAGCAUUCUCCACGAGGAAAUCUAUGGAGAUCGAAUCGACCUGCCUGACCUUAGACAUGUGGGAUAUAUAUAUUAUGUAUUGUCUUUGGUAAAUUUUUAUAAGAAGUAUGUCGCGGGACGCAUAUACAUGUAAAUAGAAAGAAAUUGAAAUAACGUCGGAUUUGAAAAUUAAUUAGUUAUACAAAGUUAUACAAGUUUGAUUGCUUAACUAUUUUUAAUACUAAAGCAUUAGUGAUUCCUAUGCCAAUGGCAAUAUUUGUCAAAGGUUUUAGAUUAUUACGGAAAAAAUUAAGUUAAACUCUGUCUAGAGUGCUCUAAUGUAGUUUCAAGUUUAAAGAUUUUUAUGGAUAAAUGUUGGCAGUUUUAUUAAGAA